Molecule: messenger RNA, 1272 nt
Organism: Capsella rubella
Lineage: Eukaryota; Viridiplantae; Streptophyta; Magnoliopsida; Brassicales; Brassicaceae
Exons: 5
Coding region: 102-1142 (346 amino acids)
Source: RefSeq, a predicted model, not a curated record
UUCUUCUUCCUCUGAUUCAAAUCCUCAAAACCCUAGAAACCUUCUGCAAAAAUCUCUCUCUCUCUCUUCCUCCAUUUUCAAUUCUUGUUUCGAAAUUAACCAUGCGGAGGAGCGAGGGGAUUGAAUCAGAUGAAGCAGAAACGAGAUCGAGAACGAUGAAUCAUCAUCUCUCGCAAGAAGUUGAUGAGUAUAUCAAAGACACGAUUGAUUACUCCUUAGGUCUUCCGAUCUCCAUGGAAUCUCUUCAGAAGAAGCUUUACACAACUGAAGAAACCUAUCGUCGUCUUCGCGAACAGUAUCUGACUCUCGUUUCAAGAUUAAAGGAGAAAGAUCAUGUUAUCGAUCGUGUUAAGUCUGAAUCGAGUAUGAAUGCUCAGGCGUUGAAGAAGUUUGUUGAUGAGAAUCAGAAAUUGGCUAGUGAGUGUGGGAAUUUGUUGAGUCAGUGUAAGAAAUUGGAGAAGGAGUGUUUGCUUUAUCAUCAAGAUCGUGAUGCGUUGAUGGAGUUUGGGAAUGAGUCUGAUGAGAGAGCUAGAGAAGCUGAAGCUAGGGUUCGUCAAUUGGAGGAGGAAAUUGGAAGAAUAUCUGAGGAAAUUAAGAUUUGUAAGCGUCAAAUCGGAGAUGGUGAAGUUGACAACUGCACUACACCGUUAGAAGAAGAUUUGCUUGAUUCAGUUUUGGGAUCACUGAUAAGCAAAGAUGAAACUUUAAUGGGGCGUCUCUUCUUGGAGGCAAAUGUCCACGACCAAUCGUGCCAAAAUUUGUUGAGCAAGUGGGAUCACUUAAAGCCUUCAACGCAAAAGGUUCUUGCUUUAAUUUCAAGGGCAAAGAAAUUUGAAACGGAAAAAGAAUGCAUCAUCCUGAAUCUCGCUAAAGCCGAGCAAGAGGUGGAACUUGUGAGCACACUAAACCGAAAGCUGGAUAAAGAAAACCGUAAGUUGUUAAGGCAACACAGCCCUCUUUGUUCCGCAGACAGGAACCGAAACAGCGCAUCUGCAAAGUCAAACAAGAGAAAGAGUCCGAAGAUGAUGACCAGCCCGGUCGAGAAGAAGCUUGAGUUUAGCAGCAGUCCAGAACUAAGCAGGAAGCCUCUCUCCCCUGUGUGGCAUAAUAACUCACCAGAUUCAAGGAUGAACAACAACUGAUACAUGAACUAAAACAUUCUCUGUAUUAUUCAUGUGUGAUUCGGAUUUACAUUGUCAGCUUCUCUAAAAGCUACUAACAAAACAUGUAUGGCUGCUAUCAAAAUUUGACCAGAAAAUCAUGUUUCUAACU